Monoraphidium neglectum is the source of this 1605-nucleotide messenger RNA. RefSeq names its product dynein heavy chain 9. NCBI's taxonomy places the organism in Eukaryota, Viridiplantae, Chlorophyta, Chlorophyceae, Sphaeropleales, Selenastraceae. The transcript is spliced from 10 exons. The record is from RefSeq and is a predicted model, not a curated record. The coding region runs from base 1 to 1605 and encodes 534 amino acids.
AUGGCAUGCGUGAGUGCACCCCGACGCCUUCUCGCGUCACCCAAGGAGCGCCGUGACGUCAUCCUGUCGUCAUGCGUGGAGGAGCUGCGCGAUGACUAUGAGCGCGCGGUGAAGCGGGCCGUCCUGGAUUACAUAAUCGCGUCCCCUGUGGAGCGCGAGCGUCUCAUGUUGGAGCCUCUGGAGCCGCUGCUGCGGCCGGCCGCCUACGACCCUGCCGGCCCCAGCGCCGGCGGCAGCGGCGUGCUGGUCGGCAGCGGCGGCGCCCGCUACCACCUGCCGGCCUUCCAGACCUCAGCCGCCGCGGCAGCUUCGCGGCGGCUGCCCCAGGAGUGGUCCGCCCACGUUGCGUCCGCCAGGGAGGAGAUCGCUUGGACGCUGCAGACGCUCAAUCCAAACGCGUUGGAGCUGCGAAAGGUGUGGUUCGACGCGGGCUACGUGGCGGCGCGGCUGGUGGACACGGAGAGCGGGGAGUUCCUGGCGCGGCUGCCGGCACAGGCGGAGGCCUUCCGCGCCUACCAGCUGUCCGUGUGCGAGCAGCUCAAGGCGCAGCUGUGGACGCACUGGCUGCCAAAGUGCGCCGACGUCUUCCGGCGCAUGCCGCCGGUGCCCAUAAACGGCGACGCCGCCGCAUACUUCAGCAAGGCGCUGUGGGCGGUGCCGGCGGUGUUUGAAACAGAGCUUGUGGCGGAGGCAGGCGCGGUCGGCUUCCGUCCCUUGCUGGCGAGCAGCGAGGCCGCCGCGCUCGCGGUGCUGGACGCGGCAGUGGCCGCGGCCUGCGGCCUGCCGCGCAUCGGGCGCGGGACGCUGUCGGCGGGCGUGCCGCCGGCGGCGCCGGCCGCCGGGGCGUUGGGGACGGGCGGGACAGGCCCAGGGAGCCAGGGCGGCGGCGGCAGUGCCGGCGGCGGCGGGCAGGGCGGCGCCGGGGUGAUCCCGGCCGCGGGCCUGUCAGAUUCAGGGGUGGUCGCGGCGCGCGAGGAGCUCCGCUCAAUCCUGUCAGCCAACGCCGAGGCGCCGCGGCAGCUGGCCGCCCUGUUCGAGCCUCUGCUGUAUCUCUUGACCCUCGACCCGAAUCAGCACGCGGCGCGAACGCUCGCGGCCUGCGGCGGCGGCAUCGCCGUCGCGCCCGCCGCCACGCUCGCACCUGCGCCGGCACCCGCGCCGGCGCCCGCUGGCGCCGGGACAGCGGGCGGCGGCGGCGGCGUUGGCGGCGGCAGCGGCGGCGGCCCUGACCUGGUGGCAUAUGGUCAGGAGGUGGACCGGCUGCUUGCAGCGGCGGCGGACGCCUGGGCCACGUGCAGCAACGAUGUCCGCACGGGCCUGUACGCCGUGCGGACGGCGCGCUUCAAAGCUCAGCUGGCCGCGGCAGCCGAGGCGGCUGCGGGCGCUCUCCUCGAGCUGCUGCGCACCCAGGUGCGCGAGGCCAACGAGCGCGUGGCGCGUGAGUACUCGGUGAUGGCUGCUGAGAUGGCCAAGCCCGCCACCAGCGGGGAGGAGGCGCUGGCUCUGAAGCGGUACAUCGGCAGGUGCGGCCUGGAGAACGAGCGGCUGAGGGAGGUUCUCUCCACCAACAAGGCGCGGGACGAGUUCCUGUAUGGCUACAGGUGA